CCGUCUAAAACCCCUGAUCCAAAGACAAAAAAGAUACUAUCGGAGUAACCAUGGGGCUGUGCGCGUCGAUGCUGCGACGGAGGGCCAAGCAGCGGCACCCGGAGCCGAGGCGCGGCACGCCGACGGCGCUAUUCGUCGUCAGGGGCGAGGGCGACCGCCGGCCGGAGGCGCUCGUGCUCCGGGUGCAGGACUCCGGCCGACCGCAGCUCCAGAAACCACCUGCUAAUGUGGCACCCAGAAGGCAGGAGAGAUGCAGCCGGCAGCAAGCCGCGGACGCGCCGGACAGGACGGUCCGUGCUCAGGCUCAGCCUCCUCGGUUGGGUAGUGCCAGUACCAGAAGCACCGCCGGGAUCGAGCCGGGUGCGCCGCUGUGCACGCGCAAGACGGCGACGGCCGGCCGAGGGGACCCGGUGAUGCAGGGGCGGUACGGGACGCCGUCGAUGGCACCACCGACGACAACGGCCUCGCCGCUGAUAGUGCCCGGGACGCCGGCGUCGGCGGCGAUGACGCCGGGGCGGCCGGUGUGGCAGAGGAGGAUACUGAUGGGGAUGCGGUGCGAGCUGCCGCGGUUCAGCGGCCUCCUGCUCUACGACGAGCACGGCCGGCCGAUGCACAUCGCCACCCCGGGCCGAAGGAACCACCGCCAGGGGAAGAAGAAGACUGCCACUGCCAGGACACCUUCCACGACAACUCUCAGGGACCUCCUAUAGUUAGUUUGUUUGUUGCGACCAGUUGACAGAGGCUGAAGGAAUACUCUGCUGUAAAACAGCAAACACAAGUCAUGUGAAU
Molecule: messenger RNA, 789 nt
Organism: Triticum dicoccoides
Lineage: Eukaryota; Viridiplantae; Streptophyta; Magnoliopsida; Poales; Poaceae
Exons: 2
Coding region: 51-710 (219 amino acids)
Source: RefSeq, a predicted model, not a curated record